Molecule: messenger RNA, 1374 nt
Organism: Temnothorax curvispinosus
Lineage: Eukaryota; Metazoa; Arthropoda; Insecta; Hymenoptera; Formicidae
Product: DNA excision repair protein ERCC-6-like
Exons: 9
Biological process (GO): transcription-coupled nucleotide-excision repair
Cellular component (GO): nucleus
Molecular function (GO): ATP binding; ATP-dependent chromatin remodeler activity
Source: RefSeq, a predicted model, not a curated record
UGCAACGCAUAUAUACGUCGCGCGGAACGUUGUGUGAUUCCCAAUUUUUCACAGCAUGGCAGAGAUAAGCAAUAACGACGGUAGUGCGUCCUGUCUUGUUGACGACUCAGGAAACAUGUUAAAUAAUUUUCUAAAUAAUCUACCAGAGAUAGUGUCUGUCAAAACGGAAGACAGCAUUUUGCAAAAGGUAUCGGAGCACAUUAGAUGUACUGCUACGAAAUCAAACGAUGAAAUACAAGAGAAUGAUGUGGAAUUGAAUACCGAAGGGAAUGUCGAAGCUAAUGGCAAAGAGGAUCAUAGAGCAGAGUUACAAAAACAGGUCGAGAUUGGAGAGAUUACUCCGUUUGAAGCAGUAUUUAAACAGUCGACUUUGGAGCAAAAAGAAGGGACUACCAAUAAAGGUGCUCAAUCGUUUGAUCUUGAGAAGUACUUUAAACAGCAAGCUGCUCUUGCCGAGCAAAAGAAAAAAUUAAAGAAACCAUCUAAGACACCUGACAAAGAUCAUUCACCGCCAGUCAAAAAAACAAAAUUACCUAGUACUGAUGCAAAAGUAAAUAAAAAAUGUCAAAAGUCCAGACAUGAGAACAGCAAAGAUGAUACUCCGCAAAGUAUAGAUAAGGCAGACUCCAAUGUAGCAAUUGCUGACAGCAGUUCGGAAAGCGAAUACAUUCCUAGUGACGAUGAACUGGAUUUUGACGUGGAGGAUAAGGCAUCUAAAAGAAGAAAGACUGCAGUUAAAUCAGGAUAUACCCGCAUAAAAAGAACUCGGGAUGAUGGAGAUAAUAAACUAUUCAAGCAGAGGGUGGAAACAAACACCUAUCCCAAAGAUGAGGCAAUGCACGAAAUUAAUACUCUCUUUAAAGUGCCGCUAUGCAUUUGGGAAAAAUUAUAUAGGUAUCAAAGGAUUGCAGUUCAAUGGCUUUGGGAAUUACAUGGUCGUAAAUUAGGAGGCCUCUUGAGUGACGAGAUGGGAUUAGGAAAAACUGUGGAAGUUAUUGCAUUCCUCGCGGGUUUGGAUUGUAGCGAAUUGCUCUCUCACAACGGAAGGUACAGGGGAUUAGGCCCGACUAUAGUUGUAUGUCCUGCUACUUUAAUGGAGCAAUGGGUGAAGCAUUUUCACGAAUGGUGGCCUUUCUUCAGAGUUGUUGUGCUUCAUCAUUCUAGUGGUUACAAUGGUGAUCCAGAAAGUUUGAUAGAAUCUCUACAAACUGGCGGCAUACUUGUUACUUCGUACAACGGAGUCCUCAAACACAAAGAUUUGCUUGUGUCCAGUCAGUGGCAUUAUGUUAUUCUAGAUGAAGGCCAUAAGAUUCGUAAUCCACAAGCGAAGGUGAGCCAAGCGGUGAAACGAUUGUCGACACCGCAUCGAUUACU